Molecule: messenger RNA, 1461 nt
Organism: Rangifer tarandus platyrhynchus (Svalbard reindeer)
Lineage: Eukaryota; Metazoa; Chordata; Mammalia; Artiodactyla; Cervidae
Source: the annotation of a GenBank genome assembly
AUGAUGCAUUUCAAAAGUGGACUUGAAUUAACUGAGUUGCAAAACAUGACGGUACCUGAAGAUGAUAACAUUAGCAAUGAUUCUAACGAUUUCACUGAAGUAGAGAAUGGUCAGAUAAACAGCAAGUUUAUUUCUGAUCGUGAAAGUAGAAGAAGUCUCACGAACAGCCACUUGGAAAAAAAGAAAUGUGAUGACUAUAUUCCAGGAACGACCUCCUUGGGCAUGUCUGUUUUUAACCUAAGCAACGCCAUUAUGGGCAGUGGGAUUUUAGGACUCGCCUUCGCCCUGGCAAACACUGGAAUCCUACUUUUUCUGGUACUCUUGACUUCAGUAACACUGCUGUCUAUAUAUUCAAUCAAUCUGCUGUUGAUCUGUUCAAAGGAAACAGGCUGCAUGGUUUAUGAAAAGCUGGGAGAACAGGUCUUUGGCACCACAGGGAAACUUGUCAUCUUUGGAGCCACCUCCCUACAGAACACUGGAGCAAUGCUGAGCUACCUCUUCAUAGUAAAAAAUGAGCUACCUUCUGCCAUAAAGUUUCUAAUGGGAAAGGAAGAGGAAUUUUCAGCCUGGUACGUGGAUGGCCGCUUUCUGGUGGUGGUAGUUACCUUUGGCAUAAUUCUCCCUCUGUGUCUCUUGAAGAACUUAGGUUAUCUUGGCUAUACUAGUGGAUUUUCCUUGAGCUGUAUGGUUUUUUUCCUAAUUGUGGUUAUCUACAAGAAAUUUCAAAUUCCCUGUUUAGUUCCAGAGCUAAAUUCAACAAGUCCUAAUUCAACAAAUGCAGACAUGUGUACACCAAAAUAUGUUACCUUCAAUUCAAAGACCGUGUACGCUCUACCAACAAUCGCAUUUGCUUUCGUCUGCCACCCAUCGGUCCUGCCAAUUUACAGUGAGCUUAAAGAUCGAUCACAGAAAAAGAUGCAGAUGGUUUCAAAUAUCUCCUUUUUCGCCAUGUUUGUUAUGUAUUUCUUGACCGCCAUUUUUGGCUACUUGACAUUCUAUGAAAGCGUGCAGCCCGACCUCCUCCACAAGUAUCAGAGUAAGGACGACAUCCUUAUCCUGACGGUACGGCUGGCAGUCAUUGUGGCCGUCAUCCUCACGGUGCCCGUGUUAUUUUUCACGGUUCGAUCUUCCUUAUUUGAACUGGCUAAGAAAACAAAGUUUAAUUUAUGUCGUCAUGUCUUGGUGACCUUCAUACUCCUGGUUAUUAUCAACUUGUUGGUGAUCUUCAUACCCUCCAUGAAGGAUAUUUUUGGAGUCGUUGGUGUUACAUCUGCCAAUAUGCUUAUUUUCAUUCUUCCUUCAUCUCUUUAUUUAAAAAUCACAAGCCAAGAUGGAGAUAAGGGAACUCAACGAAUUUGGGCUGCCCUUUUCUUGGGUCUGGGGGUGUUGUUUUCCCUGGUAAGCAUUCCCUUGGUCAUCUACGACUGGGCCUACUCAUCAAAUGGUGACAAAGGCCACUGA